Dissoconium aciculare CBS 342.82 is the source of this 2043-nucleotide messenger RNA. RefSeq names its product TPR-like protein. The transcript has a single exon. Gene Ontology annotation, cellular component: post-mRNA release spliceosomal complex; Prp19 complex; U2-type catalytic step 2 spliceosome. The record is from RefSeq and is a predicted model, not a curated record. NCBI's taxonomy places the organism in Eukaryota, Fungi, Ascomycota, Dothideomycetes, Mycosphaerellales, Dissoconiaceae. The coding region runs from base 1 to 2043 and encodes 680 amino acids. Gene Ontology annotation, molecular function: protein binding. Gene Ontology annotation, biological process: spliceosomal complex assembly; mRNA splicing, via spliceosome.
AUGGAGUCCUCACGCGGCCCUCCACGGGUCAAGAACAAGGCCGCCGCGCCUCAACAGAUCUCCGCCGAACAGCUGCUCCGCGAGGCCGUGGAUCGACAAGAGACGGGCGUGGUCGCACCGACCCAGCGAUUUGCAGACCUGGAAGAGCUCCACGAGUAUCAAGGGCGGAAACGCAAGGAAUUUGAAGACUAUGUCCGACGCAAUCGCAUCAACAUGGGCAAUUGGUUCCGAUAUGCCGCAUGGGAACUGGAACAGAAGGAGUUCCGCCGUGCGCGGAGUGUGUUCGAGCGUGCGCUGGACGUCGAGCCAACCAAUGUCACCACGUGGAUUCGAUACAUCGAGAGCGAGAUGAAGGAGCGGAAUAUUGCGCACGCGAGGAAUGUGCUGGAUCGCGCGGUAACAGUGCAACCGCGCGUGGCGAAGCUGUGGUACAAGUAUGUGUACAUGGAGGAGAUGUUGGGGAACAUCAAUGGUACGAGGGCGGUCUUUGAGCGGUGGAUGCAGUGGGAACCGGAUGAGGCGGCGUGGGGCGCAUACAUCAAGUUGGAGAAGCGUUAUGGGGAAUUUGAUCGGGCGAGGUCGAUUUUCGAGAGAUUUACGAUUGUGCAUCCCGAAGCCAAGAAUUGGCUCAAGUGGGCUAAAUUUGAGGAAGAGAAUGGGACAAGUGAUCUGGUACGGGAGGUCUUCGGUAUGGCGAUCGAGACGCUAGGUGAUGAGUUCAUGGACGAGAAACUGUUCAUCGCAUAUGCGCGAUUCGAGGCAAAGCUCAAGGAAUUUGAGCGGGCGCGAGCAAUCUUCAAAUAUGCCCUGGACCGAAUGCCGCGAUCGAAAUCGGCGACACUGCACAAAUCAUAUACGACAUUCGAGAAGCAAUUCGGCGACCGCGAGGGUGUCGUGGAUGUGGUGUUGGCGAAGCGAAGGGUAUUGUACGAGGAGCAGGUGACGGAGAACCCGAAAAACUACGACACAUGGUUUGAUUAUGCGAGACUGGAGGAGACCGGGCAAGAUUCCGAGCGUGUGAGGGAUGUAUACGAGCGGGCGAUUGCGCAGAUUCCUCCCAGUCACGAAAAACGACAUUGGCGGCGAUACCUUUAUCUCUGGAUCUUUUACGCCAUGUACGAAGAAUUGGAGACGAGGGAGUUGGAUCGCGCCGCGCAGGUCUACGAGCAGGCUCUCAAAAUCAUACCGCACAAGAAGUUCACCUUUGCAAAGAUAUGGAUUCUGAAAGCGCAAUUUCAUCUCCGUCAGCAACAAUUGGAUCGGGCGAGAAAGACGAUGGGAAUGGCCAUUGGCAUGUGCCCGAAGAAUCGCCUUUUCCGGGCGUACAUCGAUAUUGAGUUAAAGCUAUUUGAAUUUGCGCGGUGUCGAACGCUGUACGAGAAAUGGAUCGAGUUUGAUUCAUCAAACAGUCAAGCUUGGAUCAAGUUCGCAGAGCUCGAGAGAGGAUUGGAAGAUCUCGAUCGGACGAGGGCAAUAUUUUCCCUCGCAGUGCAACAAGAUGUAAUUGAUAUGCCGGAGCUGGUCUGGAAGGCUUUCAUCGAUUUUGAGGAGGAAGAGGGCGAAUACGAUCGUACGCGGGCAUUAUACGAACGACUGCUGUCCAAAACAGAUCACGUCAAAGUCUGGACAAGCUACGCGCACUUCGAGAUCAACAUUCCCGAAGGCUUCGAGGGCGAAGAGGCCGAAGACGAGGCCGAAGCAGCGCCCAUUUCCGAUGCAGCCAAGGCGCGAGCCCGCAAGAUCUUCGAGCGCGCACACAAGAUCUACCGCGAUCGGUCCCUCACAGACGAGCGCGUGCAAAUUCUCAACGCAUGGCAGAGUUUCGAGGAGGCGCACGGCACACCGGAGGACCAGGAGCGCAUCGCGAAGCAGCAGCCGCGCCAGGUCAAGAAGCGGAGAAAGCUGGACGACGAUUCCUUCGAGGAAUACUACGAUUACGUUUUCCCCGCGGACAACGAGAGCAGCGCGGGGGUGAACAAGUUGAUGCUGAUGGCCCAGAAGUGGAAGCAGGAGCAGGCACGGCAGGCAGAGACUGCAUCGUGA